AUGACGUUUAAUGCUCUUGCACAAAGUUUGGUCGACUACAAAUAUAUAGACAAUGACGUGGAAAUAAUGAGUUGGACAACGAGGAAAUUGGAGAUUUUAAAAGUUGUCAGAGAUUCUCGUUGCGAUAUUAUUUGUCUUCAAGAGAUUGAUGAGGCUGAUUAUCACGAUUUUUUUGUAGCUGAAUUCAAAGCCCUUGGUUAUUCUGUAAUAUACAAGAAGAAACUACAAAAUAGGCUAGAUGGUAUAGCUGUGCUAUAUAGGCCGUCUAGGUUUAAGUUGUUGGUCCAAAGAGACGUUGAAUUCUCAUCUGAGCAUGGGCAAUAUGACAAACCACAAGUUGCGCUUGUGGUAGCCCUGGAAGAUGUCAAUAGUGAUGUCUACAUUGUAUCAAAUACGCAUUUGUUGUUCAACAAAAAUCGGGGGGAUAUAAAGGCAUACCAAUUGUUAAUGCUACUUAAUGUGAUUAAUGAAUUCAAGGCUGAAUUAAGAGAACGCAAUCCAAUUGUUCUGAUGUGUGGAGACUUUAAUAUCACUCCACAAAGUCUCUUGUACAGCUUUUUGGAUGAGGGGGUCGCAGUGUUAAAAAAUUCUAAUCCGAAGCGCAUUUCUGGGCAGUAUUUAAUGUUUGAUGAGACGUAUCUUACAUCCUCUGCUGGCCAUUCUGAUGCGGGAUCUACAGUAGGAAGUUUUAAACAUUAUGCGGAUGACGUUUACGGUAACGUUAAAAAUGCCAAAUUGCCUAGGGAAGAUGAAGAAGAGGAAGAAACGGAACAGGAGAUGGAAUGGUAUAUAGAAUUACGUAAUAAACAUUCGCAGCUUUUUAAAGGUGAUGGUGUAGUCCUCACUGCUACUGAGGCAUCUACAGAUGAAACUGAUCCUGAGCACAGCAUACUUUUGUCCCCACUAGUACUCAAGAGUGCUUACAAUAGAGAUGCAGACGUGGAAGAUAUGAAGGCAGAACCCGCCUAUACAGCUUACCAUGGGUGGCAAAGAGGAUGUGUGGAUUAUAUUUGGUACGAUCCCCAACAACUGGUUGUAGAGGCAAUUUACGAAAUGCCACUCUAUAAACGCGUCCGUGCGGGAGGAAACUUGCCAAACAAACACUGGCCCUCAUCGGAUCACUUUAGUUUAAUCUCACAGUUCAAGAGAGGGUAA
This is a messenger RNA of Theileria equi strain WA, 1155 nucleotides long. RefSeq lists its product as hypothetical. The record is from RefSeq and is a predicted model, not a curated record. The coding region runs from base 1 to 1155 and encodes 384 amino acids. Gene Ontology annotation, molecular function: 3'-5'-RNA exonuclease activity. NCBI's taxonomy places the organism in Eukaryota, Apicomplexa, Aconoidasida, Piroplasmida, Theileriidae. The transcript has a single exon.